ACAUUAGUUGCCAUGAACCAUGGCAGCAUGCCUCCGACACUUCGAAGCAGAGUGCGCCCUGAGACCAUCAAGUGUUUGCACCGCGAUUUCGGCUCGCUUGCCGCCAAUCGUUCCAACCAUACCAACAACAUUAGCAAUGGAGAGAAGAGGGACAAACUAGCUCACAGAGACUUCUUCUUCGACCUUUUGAACGCAAGCUCGACCCGCAGAGACGCCAAACAAUACCUGGCUCGCUUCAAGCCUACGCUCGACAACAAGCCUAAGAAGACGUCUGUAGUACACGAUGCAAAGGAAUCAAAACAGCAAUGGCAGCUCCAAAGGUCUGGCGUUAACCUCGGCCAGCUGUACCUUCCUACCCAAGCCGCUGCUGCCACACCGACCUUCACGCAGUACGUGGAACGAGAUACGCAGGUUCAACGCGGCGCUGGAGAAUUACACGUUGCACUGGUCUGUCUGAGGGCUCCUCAUCUGAUUGAUGAUGAAACUCUUGAUGGCAUUGCUCUGACCAUGGCUCAAUUGGUCCGUCUCGAUAUGCAGAUCGUCCUCGUACUCAAUUGUGAAGACGAGAUUGUGCAAAAGAACGAGUCGUAUAGGGAAUUGUACCGUCGCCAGGNNGGGAGCAGAGUUGUCGCUGCCUUGGAUCGUCACAACAAUGAGGGCGCUCGUUAUGUCGAGUCCGCCUUGAACAUCACCAGCCAGGAACCAAUGCCAGCUUCACGUCCCAAAGUCAUGGGUAUCAUAGAGCUUGGUGUGCCCAAACUCAUAACAGAACCAUUGAAGCGAGGUGCUAUACCUGUCAUCCCCGCAAUGGCAUACGACACGACUUGCAAGGUUGAGAAUGCGUCUGUAAGCGGUGUUAUGCUGGCCUUAACACGCGCCUUGUCUGGUUUGGCCGCUGUUACUGGCACGCCAGAUAAGAUACUCGAGGAUACUUCCUUGGAUAGAAUCAUCAUGCUGGAUCCUCUAGGAGGGCUGCCUACCGAAAGUCGACAGGACAAGGCACAUGUCUUUGUCAAUCUCGAGCAGGAGUACGACAUGAUUCGCGACGAGAUAAAGACCUGUGGCAUGAGCCCCCAUUAUCUCGACACUCUCAGUUUGGUUAGAGAUUGUUUGGCUCUGCUGCCUCCUGCAUCGUCAGCAUUGCUCAUAUCACCCGAAGAAGCGGCCAUCUCCUCGCACCACUCUCGCAAAGAAUCAACCAUUGGCAUCACCACUCGACGACAAAAGAAUCCUCUGAUACACAAUCUGCUGACCAACAAACCCCUUAUCUCUUCGUCUCUGCCUGUCGCUCGUCUCUCUACCAAUGGUAUAAUCCCUUCCGCGUCUUCUGAAAGUGCCACUCGCUCUACACUUGUAAAGCGCGGUAUGCCUCUGAUGAUAGUCCCGGAUCUCAAGAACACACCCUGGACACCACCAAAACCCGGCGAAUCCACCAUCGCCCUAGACAACCACCCAGAUAUCAACUUCCCUCGCCUCGUCGCUCUGAUCGAAGAUUCCUUCCGCCGACCCCUCGAUGCCCAACACUACCUCAACCGCAUCAAGAACCGCGUAGCCGGCGUCAUCAUCGCAGGAGAAUACGAAGGUGGUGCAAUCUUAACCUGGGAAGAACCACGAACACUCGGCUACAAGCAAUCAGGAGUAAAUCCAGAUCCCACUCGCUUAGUCCCCUACCUCGACAAAUUCGCCGUGCUCCAACGCUCUCAAGGCAGUUCCGGAGUAGCCGAUAUAGUGUUCCAAGCUAUGGUGCGCAGUUGCUUCCCAGAUGGCGUUUGCUGGCGAUCACGUUCCAACAAUCCGGUUAACAAGUGGUACUUUGAGCGGUCGAGGGGAACAUGGCAUUUGCAGGAUACACAGUGGACCAUGUUUUGGACGAAUCCGGAUUUGGUGGCUGAUCAACAGCGCUGGGAGGAGUAUGUAUCGGUGUGUAGGAACAUCGAACCUAGCUGGGCAGAUAACAAGGCCAAGCCUGAUUGA
Molecule: messenger RNA, 1974 nt
Organism: Aureobasidium musti
Lineage: Eukaryota; Fungi; Ascomycota; Dothideomycetes; Dothideales; Saccotheciaceae
Source: the annotation of a GenBank genome assembly